Messenger RNA from Symbiodinium sp. CCMP2592, 3108 nucleotides. The record is from the annotation of a GenBank genome assembly. Lineage: Eukaryota; Dinophyceae; Suessiales; Symbiodiniaceae.
AUGAACGAAUUUGCUCAGCAGCCGGAGCCCAACCUGGUGAGGCUUGCUGGAGGUGCGGGAGUGGAACGGAGGGCUUCGAGCUCUAGCAGUGGUGGCGGCAGCCUGCCUGUUAGGCGUGUCCCACGACAUCAACCGAGUGAAAGCCCACCACCGAGGCCCGAGCAUCUCAGAGCAGCGAGCCCCAGAGAGGUAGCCGCCGCAGCCGCGAAGCGCGCAGGUACUCGGCCUGAUGCAGGUCAAGCGAAUGACUCCAUCAGGCACCCCGGCAAAGGACUUCCGCAAGGUGACACGGCCUCAGCAACGCCACGGGCGACACCCAAGAUUCGACCGAACUCCCGGAGUACAUCCCCUCAGCCUUUCACAGGGCCCUCGCACUGCAGCGCGAGAGGAGCACGCACGCGAAGGUCGAACACACCACCUCUCACAGCCGAGGCCAAGAAGAAGGCAGACAAGCUGCGGAACAAUUCCGCGAGCCCAAGAGUGUACGUGCGAGCUUCCAGCCCGGCAGCGUCAACAAAGUGCAGCAACGCGCGCCGGGAGAUCCAGCAGGCUCGCGCCCUGGCGGCCGGGGUGAAGAAGAAACCCGUGGAAGCGGUUUCACUAGUACGAGGAAGCCAUUUGCUCCAGCAGGCUCAAGCAGCAGCAAAAGAGCAAGCUCAAUUGCAGAGGAAAGAGUGGAUGGCUGCUGUAAAGAGAACACAGGACUCCUCGGCGAAGUUCAUUGCACAGAAGCGCAUGGCAGCCAGCAGCACCAACCCUGCAGCCAGUGAGGCGCACCAGCGGGCACAGCUCAUCAGGAUAGCGCAGGAUGACAAUUUCUGGCUGGAGAACAUCAGAAGCUUCGAGGAAGCUGAGCCUCAGUCGAAGACACCUCCGAAAGCCAGAGCGCAACCGGCCAUGCCGAAGUCGAUUUCCAGUGCGAUUGGCCCAGCUGGUGACAAAAUCAUUGGUGAGUUCAAGAAGAUGCUUCUUGCAAGAGGAGGCAACUACGCUCGUGCCUGGCGCUACCUUCUGGAUCCAGAAAGCCGUGGCCAGCUGACUCUGCCACAGCUGGCACAGCGAUGCAGAGAGCUUGGGUUCCAAGAGAACGUCCGCACGCUUUGGUACGCGUUGAAUGGUCCCUAUGGCGAUGCUGCUGUCACCCUGGCAGAGGUCGACUCAGAGACCGAGGCUGUACUGAUGCGCUUCCGAGCUGCGCUUCUCGCCAGAGCUCUGGAGCUUGGCCUUCCGAAGCGGCCAAAGGGCAAGGAAGUUGCCGACAUUGUGGCGGAGUCCAUGUUGCGCAUCUUGGACCUCGACCGAUCUUUAAGGCUGACUCGACACGAGUUUUGCCUCGCAGCCGUCGUGCAAAAGCUCGCGCCCCCUGCAGAGGCCCCGCACAUCUUCGAGAUGCUGUGCCAUGGGGAGCCAGGUCUGUGCACCCAGUUUCAUACGUCUGCAAAUGCUGUGGUCAAGCUGGACGGAUUGAAGUGGCUGUACUUAAUUGCUGCUCGCCCAGACGAUAUACCUGCCGAGACAGCAGGCGAGAAGGCGACAGCGAAAGUCGGCAUCAAGGACGAGAAAGGACGAGCAGAGAAAGACAGCGAUCGUAUCCAUCGCCUUCGCCGGGUGUGGACCGAGACUCCGGCUGUCUUCAAGCGGCUGCGCGAGGAGCAAGAGCGCAAGGUGGAGGAGAUGCUGAGUCAUCAAACCCAAGCUGACAAAGAUCCGCGGCCUGACUCGCCACGGUCUGCUGGGCCGGGGCCGGUGCACCGGCUGCUCUACGAGGACGCCAUGCGCCGCGCCGCGCGCCGCGAGGCUGAGCCAGUUGUGGCCAAACCGGCUCGGAGCCACGAUCCCGAGUACAUCGAUCGACUUGCCAAGCCGACGCCGAAAGAAGAGGAAGAGCAGGAGGUACUUGCAAAGAAGAAACCGGUCAACAUUGGCCGGGAGCUCUUUCAUGCAAGAUCAACAGUCGUGUCUGUGGAAGUCGCGUCCCGCCUAGAUCGCAUUAUGCAGCUCGCGAACGAAAAGCGGGUCUGGCACGAAGUCCGGGAACGGCAGAGGCCAGCGGCCAGCCCGCACCUCCGCACCGCGUCGUGGGAGGAGAGUAUCUCGGAUUCUCGUGGUGUCGCCAGGCAAGAGAAGAUGGAGGAAGAGGUGAAGGGCUUUGAGCAAGCCGCGGCGCAGCUGAGAGACGAGGAAGUCUCGGAUGACCAUCGCUGUGCGGCGAUGGAGAGAGAUGCUUGCUCAGGCAACUUGACAUUCGAAGAACCCGAGGCCAAGGCAGUUGCCAUCUGUGCGACGGACAGGCAGAGAGUCACGGAGGCGCGUUCCCACGAUCCAGCCGCAGUGAUCAGUGUUUCGGGGAACAUGGCUUGCGUAUGCCCGUGGGUCCUUCAUGAUGAGUUCAUCAGCAUCUGGGCGACCUGUCCAGAUGGCGUUUGGCAACUGCUCGCCCUGGCGGCAGGAAGCUCCAAGGUUCAUCUUCGCUUGGCCGAGGAUCACGAUGGUCUGCUGUCCGUUGCAGGCGGCGCAAGCGUUGGCUGGAAGGACAAGGUCCGCAUCACAAUGACAGCCCGCCUGAAGCUCCUCGUGAAGUUCAAACAGGUGGAGGAGCAAUGGGGCAGCGGCCUUCAGGAAUUGCUGCAGGACUUGAACCCCGACGUUCCUCGCUUCGGCCUGGAGAACUUGAAGUCUGGGGUGUGGCUCUUUGACGCCUUUGCCUUCCCGUUCAGGGGCCCCCGUGCUUUGUCAGCCUUCGACGGACCCGAGUUUCACGUUAACAGCCUAGAACACAAACAGGCGGCCGCGCCGGCCGCCGUCGAGCCCCAGCGCCUCCGUUCCUCGGCUUCAGCGGCUUUGUCGGAUGAGAGUGGCGUCAGCAAAGUUCCAUCAAGGCGAGACGAGCGGACAAAGAAAGGGGAAGCCUUGCUUGAAGGCCCAAAGCGGCACUUCUCAAGGGAGUGCUACCACGCAGGGAACGCCACCUCGAAGAGGCUCCGCAGCUGCUUGCACUGCGACCUUGGAGAUCAUGGGUCUAUCUGCCUUGAGCCAGGACUGCCGGCGUACAUGCCCCCAGCGCGGCUUGAGCAAGAGGCUCCUCUGUGCCAGAGCGCAAAAAAUUGA